AACCCUAAAGCCACCGAGAGGUAUUGUGAAAUACAAUAGAAUACAGAAUGUCAGCAAUCAGAUCGAAGCAAUAUUACGGCACUAGUAGUCUUGUUGUUGGAUAUGCCUUGUGUUCAAGCUUGCUUGCGGUGAUUAACAAGUUCGCCAUUACUAAUUUCAACUAUCCAGGUCUUCUCACUGCAUUACAGUACCUAACUUCAACUUUAGGGGUUUGGGUUUUGGGGAAAUUUGGUUUGUUACAUCAUGAUCCCUUUACAUUGGAAAAUGCCAAGAAAUUCUUGCCUGCUGCAUUUGUUUUUUACUUGGCAAUAUUUACGAAUACUAAUCUUUUGCGCCAUGCCAAUGUGGAUACUUUUAUUGUGUUUAGAUCAUGUACGCCAUUGCUUGUUGCGGUUGCUGAUACAGCUUUUAGGAAGCAACCAUGUCCGUCUAAAUUGACGUUUUUGUCCUUGGUUGUGAUUUUGGGUGGUGCUGUUGGGUAUGUUGCUACGGAUUCAGGGUUUACUCUCACGGCGUAUUCGUGGGCGUUGGCGUAUUUGGUAACUAUUACGACUGAGAUGGUUUAUAUUAAGCAUAUGGUGACGAAUCUUGGGUUGAAUACUUGGGGGUUUGUGUUUUAUAAUAAUUUGUUGUCGUUGAUGAUGGCACCUUUGUUUUGGAUUAUUACUGGGGAGUAUGUUGAUGUGUUUAUUGCGAUGGGAUCGAAUGGAGGAAGGAAUUUGUUUCACCCUGUUGCAUUUGUGGCGGUGUCGUUGUCGUGUGUGUUUGGCCUGCUUAUUAGUUUCUUUGGGUUUGCUGCAAGGAAGGCGAUAUCUGCUACUGCUUUUACAGUAACUGGGGUUGUGAAUAAGUUUUUGACUGUUGCGAUUAAUGUUCUUAUUUGGGAUAAGCAUGCUAGUCCAUUUGGUUUAGGGUGUUUGCUGUUGACCAUUGCUGGAGGUGUUCUUUAUCAGCAAUCUGUAACUGGUGUUACUAGUGCUCCACCACAACGGGAUUCGGCUGUAUCUAAGCAGGAAAAUAAGAAUGACCACCACAACUAUGGAGAUAGUGAUGAGGAGAAGGGGAUAUCGGGCACCUUCUCCAGCCGCUGAAUAUCCCUACUUAUAGGGCAUGUCUACAAAGAGCAAAACCAACUUGCAGCCGGGCUCGCCAACUUGGCUACUUCUACGACUGUUGACACUUGUGUAGAAAUUUUUUGGGACACUCCACAUCAGCUAUCUGAAAGUUUGUGUGAGGAUCGAAUAGGAGCAAUGUUCAUCCGUAUGAUUUCUGCUCCACGGGCAGCUUUAUCUACUAACUGUUGUUCUACUUAUACUAGUAUUAGGAGUUCAAACUCUUUUUAAGUACUGUAACGACCAUCUAUAAUAUUGUGGCACAGCCACAACAAACUCUCGUGGAGACUUUUGUUAUAUAUUAUACCACCAUUCCUCCAAAAAAAAAAAAAAAGAAUGCGUAUAGAAAAUGUAAUGAUUUGUUAGUUUGAAGUAAACACCAGUUGAUCUGUGAGUUACC
Molecule: messenger RNA, 1512 nt
Organism: Solanum dulcamara
Lineage: Eukaryota; Viridiplantae; Streptophyta; Magnoliopsida; Solanales; Solanaceae
Product: GDP-fucose transporter 1
Exons: 2
Coding region: 48-1091 (347 amino acids)
Cellular component (GO): Golgi apparatus
Molecular function (GO): GDP-fucose transmembrane transporter activity; antiporter activity
Source: RefSeq, a predicted model, not a curated record